Molecule: messenger RNA, 3311 nt
Organism: Argiope bruennichi
Lineage: Eukaryota; Metazoa; Arthropoda; Arachnida; Araneae; Araneidae
Gene: Orc1
Product: origin recognition complex subunit 1-like
Exons: 14
Coding region: 47-3034 (995 amino acids)
Biological process (GO): DNA replication initiation; mitotic DNA replication checkpoint signaling
Cellular component (GO): nuclear origin of replication recognition complex
Molecular function (GO): ATP hydrolysis activity; ATP binding; chromatin binding
Source: RefSeq, a predicted model, not a curated record
AUUGCAUUUGGUGUUUUUGAUAUAAAGCGGAGUGUAAACUAGAAAAAUGCGUGGUCUUAUGGAAUGUAAUACAAAAUUCGAAUGGGAAGGUCUGAAAAGAGUUUCAUAUAAUCGAAAAUAUCAUCGUGUAAUAUUUUACAAUGCCUUUUCUCUAGGUGAAAUUUAUUAUAAAGUUGGAGAUUUUGUCCUUAUACGAAAUGAUGAUUCUAUAGAUCCAGAAGAUGUUUCAAAUUGCUAUGUUGGAAAAAUAAAAGAAUUAUUUGAAAUAGAUCAUCCUGUUGAACCUCAUCGAGCAAUAGUUCAGUGGUAUUCACGUCUAUCAGAACUUCCUAUUUAUACUCAGAAAAAGAUUGACAAAUUUUACGAAUGGGAAGUUUUUGAAGAAAAUCGGCCUAAUUGGUCAAAUGACAUUGAUGCAGAUACCAUCUUUAAUAAGUGUGUUGUAAAAAUUCUUCCAGAUGAUGCGAAUUGUCAAUUGCUUGAAGAAUGCAGUGAAAUUGAUACAAUUCCAACAUUUUUUUGUCGAUAUAAGUAUUCUGGAAAUAAGCUGAUACCCGUAAUGAAAAGUGUUGAGAAUGCUUCAUCAUUUCAAAACAGUAAUACAACUUAUGAAGAUGAUUCAAAGAAUGAAAUUUCCAGAAGAACCAGAACAAUUUCUGAGAAAGAAAGAUAUUUUGCAAUACCUACUGGCACUCCUGAAUUUCCAAAAGUCCUCAUCAGGAAAAUUGAUGACAGACUUCUAGAAAGUCCAAAUGUGCGAAUAAUUGUGGCCAAUCCUAAUGCGAAAACUGUAGAAGAUGUUGCUGAUACAUUGAAGCGAAUCCUUUUCCUUGAUAGUCAAGAAACAUUUGACAAACGUCCUGUAAUCCAUUCAUUAAGGGUUUCACAAAAAGAAUCUGAUGAUGAAGACUCCAUGAUUACUAAUCUAUCCAAAGAUGUGCCCAAAAAAUGUGAAUCUGAUGUAGGUCUAUCAAAGCGAGUUUUACGGAAUACACCACAAAGAAUAAGCUCCUUCAAAGAUACUGAAGUCAACAAAAAAAUAAGUUCACCUAGAAUGAAAAAGGCAAAAUCAUCCUCUUCUAUUCUAACUGAGAAUUUUAUAAAUACACCUUCACCAAAUAUGUCAAAAGGGACAAGAAGAAAGUCUAUGAGAUUAGGUAAUAACAGCGCAUUAUCAGCUGUUGCUGAUACUUAUAACAUAUCAUCUCCAAAUAAGAAAGCAAAAUCACGAAAGUUUUUUGAUAAUCAUCAGAGACUAAUAUCAACUGAUGGCAAAACCAUUGAAAGUGCAUGUUCAAAUUACACAUCCAGUAUGAAUCAGGAAUUAAAAUUUGUUGUUGAGGAGAAGCAGGCAAACUCUACUAGCCAUGGAAAUUCAAAUUGCACACCUUCUCCAAAUAAGAAGUCAAAAAGGCAAGGAAGACAACAAAUUGUUUGUCCUAAGCAGAAAUCGAUAAUUGUGAGUGAUGCCAAAAACUCUGCAAGGACAGUUUCAACAGCUAUGAUGGCAAAGAUGACUGGAAGUGCAAUGCAAUUUUCUGAUGAUCAGGAAAUUGCUAUCACUCGAUCUGGCAGAAAAGUCAAGCGAGUUGACUAUUAUUCUCAGCUAUGUACUGAUGAAGUAUACGGCAAAAAUAUCAUAGCAAAUUCAGUAAAGAAGUUCGUCAAAACCAAUUAUUCAGAAGACAGUGAUAGUGGUAGUGCAUUUUCAGCAAAUGAAAACUUGAGUUCAAGUGAUGAAGAAUCUGUAUCGGACUGUUCUAUAGAAGAAAAAUGGUUACAUUCAAUAAAAGAAAAGUCAAUAAAGACACGAAAAACCAAACUUCAUCCUGGAAAACAUCUUUUCAGCAUGCCAAAAAGAGAAGCACCUCUGAAAGAACCACAAAAUGUUUUAGAGGAAUCUCGAUUAAGGCUUCAUGCAGCUGCUGUUCCAAAAUCUCUUCCCUGUCGUGAAGAAGAAUACUCUGAUAUUUACAGUUUUGUAAGAGAUAAUCUGUGUUUAGGGACUGGUGGAUGUAUGUACAUAUCUGGAGUUCCUGGCACAGGUAAAACUGCAACUGUCCAUGAAGUGAUCCGAAAUUUAGAAAAAGAGAAGAAUAAUGGCGAAAUUCCAUGUUUCACAUUUGUAGAAGUCAAUGGAAUGUGGAUGACAGACCCUUACAAAUGUUACGUGCAUAUUUUUAAGUCUCUUACAGGCAAAACUAUAGCCUCCCAGCAGGCAUGCAAUCUCUUAGAGAAACGUUUCACUGGAGAAGGACCAAAGAAAGAUGCUGUAGUACUAUUGGUGGAUGAAUUGGAUCGCUUAUGGACCAGAAAACAGACUGUCAUGUAUAAUAUUUUUGACUGGCCUUCCAGAAAAAAUUCAAAAUUAAUUGUUCUUGCAAUAGCCAAUACUAUGGAUCUUCCAGAACGAUUAAUGAUGAAUCGUGUCACAAGCAGAUUGGGUUUGUCUAGGAUAACAUUUCAGCCCUAUAAUUUCAAGCAACUACAAGAGAUCAUCAUGAAUCGCAUUCAAGGACUGAAAGUGUUUGACCCAGAUGCAGUACAAUUUGUUGCUCGAAAAGUGGCAGCAGUGUCUGGUGAUGCUCGAAGAGCUUUAGCCAUUUGCAGACAUGCAACUGAAAUAGUUGAAAGAUCUGAAACAUCUCCUUGCAAAAAGCACAAAGUUCUCAUUGGAUUGAAGCAUGUAGAUGAAGCCAUCCAACAAAUGUUUUCUUCUCCUGUGAUCGCUUUUAUAAAGUCUUCUUCCAAAGUAGCCAAACUGUUUCUUGAAGGCAUGCUAAAUGAGUUUACAAGAACAGGUUCUGAGGAAACAACUCUACUUAAAGUAUCGGCACAUGUUGUCACAGUCUGCAAAUUUGAAGGUUUAAAGCCACCAAGUUCCUCAGAACUGUCUACUGUCUGUGCCAAGUUAGCUGCUUCACAUGUGAUAUUAGUUGACAAUUUCCACAGUGACAUUCACAUGAAACUACGCCUUGGAGUUGACCCUGAUGACAUUAAUUAUGCACUGACUGGAAAAGUGCUUUCACAUUAGUUAACUUUAUAUGUGUACUUUCAAUGAUCAUUGAAAAAUCUUAUUUAUCAUAAUUUUUUUCUGCCACUUUUUAAUUAUAUAUGUAUAUCAUAUAACUGAAAGGAUAUUCCGCCAUCAUACAUAGGGCAAAUCCAGUUUUUCAUAUUAUAAGGGUUUUCUUUUUUCAUAAUUAGUAAUUGAAAAAAUAUUUUUACAUAUUCUUGUUUAUAACUGUCUGCAUGCUGUCUCAUGUUUUCUACUUUCUCCCUGACAAAGGCUUUUCAAAGAAUAUUGAAAA